AUGCCAGCGAUUCACCGACAGGCCGGUGGCGAGAGGGACAGGGGAGGCGGAGAAUGGGCGGAAGGGGAAAGAAGAGGGGCAGCCGCAGGUGACGGCGGAAGGGCAGUGCGCAAGCGGGGGGAAGGGGGAAGGAUUGGGGAAGGGCAAGGCCGGGGGGGGGGCGCGAGAGUGGGGGAGUUUGUGGAGGCGGACUGGUAUGAAGCGGACUGGAAACAUGUCUCCCCCCUUUCCGCCGUCACUCCCCCCGAGCCCCCCGCCUCUGACGCGUGGCAGUGGUCCCGCUUUGGGCGGCAACUUAGCCGCCAAGACGGCCGCCCGGGCGGCAGGUCUGCGCGCAGCGAGCUGGACGGGAUGAUGGGCGGGGCGAGCGGGGGGGAAGGGGGGAGCGCGCGGAGGGAUGCGCGGGAGGAGUAUGUGAAUCGGUUCAAGGCGAAUCCCCCCCGCGCCUGGCGCGGGUGCGGGGGAGAAGCGGGGGAGGGGGCAGCAGAGCGGGGGAGGGGAGGGGAGGGAGGGGCGGGAAGGGCGGGAAGGGCGAGAGGGGAGGGAGGGGCAUGUGCCGUGUUUUGGGGCGGCAGGGGGAGGGGAGGACGGGACAGAGCACAACUGGGGAGGGGCGAAUCUGGGGAGAAUCUGCCCACGCCCAAGCAGAUCCGGGCAGCUCUGGAUGAAUUUGUGAUCGGGCAGGAUAAUGCGAAAAAGGUUUUGGCAGUGGCAGUUUACAAUCACUACAAGCGCAUCUUUCUUGAAAACCAGAAGCGGGAAAGACUUGCCAACCUGCCAGAGGGGGCGUGCGAGAACCUGGUGGGGGGCGGUGAGGAGGACGAGGUGGAGGUGGAGAAGAGCAACGUGCUGCUGAUGGGUCCCACGGGUUCAGGCAAGACCCUACUGGCCAAGACUCUGGCUCGGUUUGUCAACGUGCCAUUCGCCAUUGCUGAUGCCACCACUCUCACUCAGGCUGGUUAUGUGGGAGAGGACGUGGAGAUGAUUCUCUAUAAGCUGCUGCAGGCGGGGUAUGUGGGAGAGGACGUGGAGAUGAUUCUCUAUAAGCUGCUGCAGAGCGCCAAUUUCAGUGUGUCAGCAGCGCAGCAGGGCAUCGUGUAUAUCGACGAGAUCGACAAGCUUACCAAGAAGGCAGAGGGCAUCACGAGCACACGGGACGUGUCAGGGGAGGGCGUGCAGCAGGCGCUUUUGAGGAUGCUCGAGGGCGCUGUGAUCAAUGUGCCAGAGAAAACAGGGAGGAAGAAUCCAAGAGGCGAGUUCAUACAGCUGGACACACAGAACAUUCUCUUCAUCUGUGGAGGGGCAUUCGUGGAUCUGGAAAAGACGAUUGCAGAGAGGAAGCACAAGUCAUCCAUCGGCUUCGGGGCCCCCGUGCGCGCAUCGCUGCGCAACCGAUCGGUGCUUGACGCCCGCACUGCCGGCUCGCUGCUGCAAUCGGCAGAGAGCACGGAUCUGAUAGCCUAUGGGCUCAUCCCUGAGUUUGUGGGGCGAUUCCCCGUGCUGGUGGGGCUGCAUGCGCUCACAGAGGAGCAACUCGUGCAGGUUCUCUUAAAGCCCAAGAACGCCCUCAGCAAGCAAUUCGCCAAGCUAUUGGCCAUGAACAACGCCCGCUUGCACAUGACGGAGGGGGCAGUGAGGGCCAUAGCGCGCAGAGCAGCAGCGCGAAACACGGGGGCCAGGGGGCUGCGAUCGCUGCUGGAGGGGCUGCUCACCGAGGCUAUGUACGAGGUCCCCAGCAAUCUGGUGGAAGCAGUGGUGCUGGACGAGGCAUCGAUGGGGCACGAGGGGGAGGAAGGGGAAGAGGGCAAGCCGGUCCCCAGCAGUCUAGUGAAGGCAGUUGUGUUGGACAAGGCAUCGGUGGGGCACGAGGGGGAGGAGGGGGGCGACGGGGUAACCUGCACUCUGCCAUCAUCCAUCCAUCCCUCCUAUCCCUGCUCUUCCAAGCCUGAUCUUCCCGUCCCUGCCAUCCCUGCCAUCCCCACCAGGUCCCCAGCUCUCUGGUGGAAGCAGUGGUGCUGGACGAGGCAUCGGUGGGGCACGAGGGGGAGGAGGGCGAGGACGGGGUACCGGGGGUGUGGGGCCCACAUACUGCAAGGGGAGGGCUCGUGGGAGCGGUGGUUGCAGGAUAACGAGGGGGGAGGAGAGAAGGCGGGAGGGAAGGGAGAGGAGGGCCAAGGGGGAGGAAGCAAGGGAGGCUCAUCUGGGGGAGGUGGAAGUGAUGAGGAAUCGGAUGCAGCUCCUGCUCUUGCCACAGCCACUGCAGCUUGA
Messenger RNA from Closterium sp. NIES-65, 2268 nucleotides. The record is from the annotation of a GenBank genome assembly. Lineage: Eukaryota; Viridiplantae; Streptophyta; Zygnematophyceae; Desmidiales; Closteriaceae.